UCCGUCGUAUCUGAGUUGGUCGCUGUAGCUUCACUCUGCUGCGGUUUCCUGUGAAGGAAGGGUUCAGGGUUUAUGCAGGAGAGAACCAUGGCGGCCACUGAGAUAGCGCGACAAGCGGGAGAGGGUGCACGUGCCGUCCCACUCUCUGGUCAUGUUGGCUUCGACAGCAUGCCGGACCAGCUGGUCAACAAGUCCGUCAACCAUGGCUUCUGCUUCAAUAUCCUCUGUGUGGGGGAGACGGGUUUGGGAAAGUCCACCCUCAUGGACACCCUGUUCAACACCAAAUUUGAGGGUGAACCUACACAGCACAAUCAGCCUGGAGUGCAGCUCAAGUCCAACACUUAUGAGCUGCAGGAGAGCAACGUUCGUCUCAAGCUCACUAUGGUCAACACUGUAGGCUUUGGAGAUCAGAUCAACAAAGAGGAUAGUUACAAGUCUAUUGUGGAGUUCAUCGAUGCUCAGUUUGAAGCGUACCUUCAAGAGGAACUGAAGAUUAAACGCACUCUACACAGUUAUCAUGAUACACGGAUCCACGCCUGUCUGUAUUUCAUCGCUCCCACUGGACACUCGCUAAAGUCCCUUGACCUGGUUACUAUGAAGAAGCUAGACAGUAAGGUGAAUAUCAUCCCUAUCAUUGCCAAAUCAGAUGCCAUCUCAAAGAGUGAACUGGCAAAGUUCAAAAUCAAGAUUACGAGUGAGUUGGUUAGCAAUGGUGUCCAGAUCUACCAGUUUCCCACCGACGAUGAGACUGUGGCAGAGAUCAACUCAACCAUGAAUGGUCAUUUGCCUUUUGCAGUAGUGGGAAGCACUGAGGAAGUGAAGAUUGGGAACAAGAUGGUGCGAGCACGCCAGUACCCCUGGGGAACCGUCCAGGUGGAGAAUGAGAAUCACUGUGAUUUUGUGAAGCUGCGAGAGAUGCUGAUCAGGGUCAACAUGGAGGACCUGCGAGAGCAGACUCACACUCGCCACUAUGAGCUAUACCGCCGCUGCAAGCUGGAGGAGAUGGGAUUCAAAGACACCGAUCCCGACAGCAAACCCUUCAGCCUCCAGGAAACAUACGAGGCCAAGAGGAAUGAGUUCAUGGGGGAGCUGCAGAAGAAAGAGGAAGAGAUGAGGCAGAUGUUUGUCCAGAGAGUCAAAGAGAAGGAAGCAGAGCUGAAAGAGGCAGAAAAAGAGCUUCAUGAAAAGUUUGACCGUCUCAAGAAGCUUCACCAGGAUGAGAAGAAGAAACUAGAGGACAAGAAGAAGUCUCUCGAUGAUGAGCUGAACGGCUUCAAGCAGAAGAAGACGGCCGCUGAGCUGCUGCAGUCACAGGCCCAGCAGGCAGGGAGCUCCGCCACACUCAAGAAGGAUAAAGAGAGGAAAAACUUCUUUUAACUCUGUCUUGGCCACCCGUUGGAAGAGGGGAUUGCAGCUUCCACGAGAACUAAGCGUCCACUCUUCUUCCUGUCUUUUUCACUCCGUCAGCCUUGUUUGAAUGUUUUAUUUAAUAUAUAAUUUUUUUUUUUUUUUUUACUUUCAUGCUGUGUGCCCUGUUGAACAUGGCCUUAUGUGGGCUUAACAUGGUAUUUUUUCAACAAUUAUUAGCGCUGUUUUCUAAUUAGGGCAUGCCAAGCAGUCCCUCAUUAGUAUUUUUACAGACAUCAUUUGCUGGUGACACCAGAGCCAAAGCUCUGAUAGAAAGGCUGUUAACUAAAGCAAUGCUUUUUUGAGUUUUAGUUUAGCAUUUCACAUCUAUGAUAUUGCCUUGUUCAAUUAAACUGUUUAGUUUCUUUUAUGGAUAUGUGUUCGUGAAUAAACCUGCAUGUACUCAUCAA
Rhinichthys klamathensis goyatoka is the source of this 1817-nucleotide messenger RNA. RefSeq names its product septin 6 (gene septin6). Lineage: Eukaryota; Metazoa; Chordata; Actinopteri; Cypriniformes; Leuciscidae. Bases 73 to 1377 code for a protein of 434 amino acids. The transcript is spliced from 10 exons. Gene Ontology annotation, molecular function: molecular adaptor activity; GTP binding; GTPase activity. Gene Ontology annotation, cellular component: microtubule cytoskeleton; cell division site; septin complex. Gene Ontology annotation, biological process: cilium assembly; cytoskeleton-dependent cytokinesis. The record is from RefSeq and is a predicted model, not a curated record.